CAGGGCGCGCCUUAAACACACCGCUACCUCUCCGCCCCCCAUGGCAUCCCUGCCGCCGCCCGGGCCGCCGUCCGCCGGCGGCGACCCUCUCGCCGCUACCAUUCCACCCUCAUUGCCCUCGCCGGCUCCGUCGUCGUCCUCGCUCAACCUAUCCCCGUCGCUGCUCAUCAUCACCGCGCUCCUCGCCUUCGUCUUCUUCGCCUCCGUGUCGAUCCACUUCCUCCUCCGCUGCCUCGCGCGGCCGUCCUCGUCGUCGCACCCGGCUCCGAGCCCGCUGCCCAGGGGUGCACCCCAGCGCGCGCCGUCGUCCUCCGUGGAGGCUGAGGAGGCUAACGCGUCGGUGAGGAGGAGCCAGGCCGGGGAAGCGGCGGGAGGCGGAGAGGAGGUCGACGACGAGAAGGAGCGGCUGAUCGCGUCGCUGCCGCUGUUCACGAUGGCGUCGGCGCUGGCGGCGCUGCCCAAGAGCUCCCCCGACUGCGCCGUCUGCCUCUCGCCGUUCGCGCCCGAGGCCGAGCUGCGGCUGCUCCCGGCGUGCCGGCACGCGUUCCACGCCUCCUGCGUCGACGCCUGGCUCCGCACCACCCCGUCCUGCCCGCUCUGCCGCGCAACCGUCUCGCUCCCGCACCCGCCACUCCCCACCGCCGCCGCCCCCGUCCCCAGCGGGCAACAAGAGCCCCUCGACUCGCGGAGCAGCAACAACUCGAGGAGCUUCCGCGUCGAGAUCGGCAGCAUCAGCAACCGCCGCUCCUCCGCCGCGGGCGACGACCGGCGCACCUACUCGCUCGGCUCCUUCGACUACCGCGUGGACGAGGAGGUGGAGGCCGUCGUGUCCCGCAUCGCGCGCCCCGUGGCGGCGGCGGCGGCCAAGUCAACAACCGGGGCCGUGCCGCCAUGCCCAGGCGAGGCGCUUGCCGAGGCGGCGGGGUCGCGGGGAUGGCUGCGCGAGUACGUGGACCGCCUCGCCUCCUCAGCCUCGUCACUCUCCGGCCGGUGGAGCGGGCGAUGGAGCGCACGGUGGAGCCAGAGCCAUCACAGCAACCGGCAGGAGGACUCGUGGCGGUGGGACCCGGAGGCGGCGGCGGCGGCGAUGUCGGCGCCGCGGGGUGUGGACGAGGACGAGCCGGGGUUCGUCACGCUGUACCGUUGGAUCGUAGGCGUAUAGAAUUAGCCCCUGUAAUUACAGGACCUCACGAGGGUUUUUUUGUUAAUUUCCUUCCACAUUUUUUUACUAGGACUUUAUUGUAAAGAGAACAAAAAUUCCAGCUCCAGGUAAGCUUAACGUCUCU
This is a messenger RNA of Oryza brachyantha (malo sina), 1286 nucleotides long. Its product is annotated as E3 ubiquitin-protein ligase ATL4-like. The record is from RefSeq and is a predicted model, not a curated record. The transcript has a single exon. The coding region runs from base 41 to 1162 and encodes 373 amino acids. NCBI's taxonomy places the organism in Eukaryota, Viridiplantae, Streptophyta, Magnoliopsida, Poales, Poaceae.